UACAACAGCGCACUGACCACAGCACUCAUGUGACGCCGUGAUACCGCGCAGGCAACAUGUGCACAUUCACAUUGCCUGUGUGACUUCGAAUGGUGACACAGCGCCUUCCUGGAAUCCAUACGCGCGGAUCCGUGAAGUAACGGAGUUCCUCUGUGGAUAGAGAACCAUGAGUACUGUGGAGGAGGAGCCGGACCACAUGAUACCAUGAAGAGACGCCUGCAGGUCCUGUGCUGGCAGCUGCUGAGUGUUGUAGCGAUCCUGGUCGUGUCAGUGGACCUGGUGUCCUCUGCCCAGGAGCCACAGCCCAGCCGGACCCCCCCGGGCCCUUCCUCCAUGGACUUAGCGAGCAGUGCCCCCCUCCCUGCCCUGCCCCCUGAGCCUCCUGGCUGGCAGGAGGGCUCCAGCAGUGGGGAGCUGUCCGCCCACGGAGGGGGGGUCCGUCACGUCCGGCCCACUGCCUCCCUCAGCACCCCGGGUCAGUCACACUCACAAGCCGACGCACUGGUGCCCGGCACGGCAUCUGCCAGCGCGGCUGUCGACGGUUCUGGCUUUGGAGUGACGAAACAGAAGAUCCGAGGCUCGCCUCAACGUUCUGAUGCCGGAGAUCAGGCCCAGGAGGAGCCUUACGGAGAGACUCUAAACGACGCUCAAAAAAACGAACGCCAUUGCCAGUAGUAAUGACACAGGCGUCCAUGCUGGAUCAACACGCAACACUUCUGGCAAGAAGGACCAGCAGGGUGGGCCGGGUGUGGUCCCUGGCGGGGAGUCGGUGAGCCUGGCAGAGCCUGAGUCGGGCUCCUCGGGAUCUCCGCCCUCUGGGACCGACCUGGGCGCCGGUGGAGGUGGCGCCCCCAGCGUGGCGUCCGCCUCGGCCGUUCCCGCUCCGCCAGGGCCUUACCGGGGGAGAGGGGACAGCGUGGGUUUGGAGCCGGAGAGUCUCCGGACGGGUCUGCAGCCACGAGCGCCCCAGGAGCCCCGCGCAGAAGAGCCCACGGAUCCUUCAUCUCUUUACUUCACCACAGCGCUGAAGCCUUCCUCUCUCGUCUCCUCCUCCUCCUCCUCCUCCUCCUCUUCCUCUGCUCUUGAUCCUGCCGCUGCAGACGGAGUCCUCAGGGAGCGUGCCCAGACGAUGCCCGGGUCGAGCCCGCAUCACACCAUCACCCUGAGAGAGACGCAUCCCCUGCCAGGAGAGAUGCCCACAGAUGCCCUGACCCUAGAGGCAGGGUCCUCCACUGGUGCCGCUGACACUUCCGCUACCACCAGUUUGCCCACCGGAGGGGUGGCAUCCAACACCGCGACUUACUCCAACGCCACGGAUCCAGCAGGCAACGGAACGGACGCCUCAGGGUCCUCUCAGCCCUCGUCGGUCCCAACGGUUCAGGGGGACGCGAUCAACAGCACACACACAGCGUCCGUCACCACGGACACCAACAGCACGGCGGGCGCGCCCUCUCCCGACGUCCGCUCGCACGCUAAAGGCUCCGCCCCCACCGAGGCCCCCUCCACGGCCAGCGGCAACUUCCUCAACAGGCAGGUCCCCGCGGUGACCAGCGGGCCCUGGGGCCCCGGCAACCAGUCGGGCCCCGCUCUGGACCCCUCGCACACCCAGGCCACCAUCUGCCUGAGCAAGAUGGACAUCGUGUGGGUGGUGCUGGCCAUCAGUGUGCCUGUGUCCUCCUGCUCCGUGCUCCUGACGGUGUGCUGCAUGAGGAGGAAGAAGAAGUCGUCCAAUCAGGAGAACAACCUGAGCUACUGGAACAACGCCAUCACCAUGGACUACUUCAACCGGCACGCUGUGGAGCUCCCGCGAGAGAUCCAGUCCCUGGAGACUGCAGAGGAGCAGGAGACCUUCCUGCCACCGAAUGGGGACUACAGUGACAGUGGAGUGGUGUUGGUGAACCCCUUCUGCCAGGAGACGCUCUUCAUCCACAGAGACAAGGCUUCGGACAUCUGAGAGACAGCAGGAAGAUGAAGGACGUCAGCCAUGUUGUGGCGUGAUCAAAAUAAGGAGC
This is a messenger RNA of Sardina pilchardus (European sardine), 2012 nucleotides long. RefSeq names its product transmembrane protein 108 (gene tmem108). The transcript is spliced from 5 exons. The coding region runs from base 1130 to 1954 and encodes 274 amino acids. Gene Ontology annotation, cellular component: postsynaptic density; early endosome; axon. The record is from RefSeq and is a predicted model, not a curated record. Gene Ontology annotation, biological process: postsynaptic density organization; retrograde axonal transport; dendrite extension. NCBI's taxonomy places the organism in Eukaryota, Metazoa, Chordata, Actinopteri, Clupeiformes, Clupeidae.